UAAUGCAUAAAUCUCGGGUCUUAUAUGUAUAUUACAUUACCAAUGUAAUGGAGACGGAGCAGCAGUACAUACACCACCACCACUAGAAAGUACUAGUCUGAAUCAGAAUCAGAAUCAAAUCAUAUCUGCAACCUUAAUUCCAUAUACGUAUCCAUCAAUGAUCAGACAAGACAAGAUCUAGGCGGAGCGAAAGAGAGACAACUCAGAAUGGGUGGUGGAGGUGCCGUCACCUUGUCUCUGACGAUGAUCAUCUUCUUGUCUUCCAUUUCCGUAUGUUAUGGAUACGACCCAUCAGAUCCUUAUGGUAACGUAACCAUCACUUGGGAUUUCCUCUCCCAGAGCGGCCCAGAUACGUAUGGCAUAAAAGUAUCAAUAUACAACCUGCAACAAUACAGGCAUGUCGAGGUGCCAGGAUGGAAACUAGAAUGGACGUGGAACAAGUCGGAAGUGAUUUGGGACAUGCGUGGUGCCGAGGCAGUUGAGCAAGGAGAUUGCUCAGCGUUUAUGGCUUCCGGUGCCGGACAGCUUCCUCAUUGCUGCAUGAAGCGGCCCGUCAUCAUUGACCUGCUUCCCGGAACUCCUUACAACAUGCAGUACACCAACUGCUGCAAGGGAGGUGUUUUGUCAUCCAUGAACCAAGACCCUUCCAAGUAUCUCUCCGCCUUUCAGAUGAGCAUUGGAAACUUUCUUGUUACCCGCCAAGGAUCAGACAAUCCCUUUGAUAAGCUUAACAUUACAAUGCCUACCAAUUUCAAUCUUGGAAUUCCUGGUUACACCUGUGGAGACGCGUUUCUAGUCCCCCCAACGAGGUUUUCUGAUGAUAAAGGACGCCGCUGGAAACAAACCCUUGAGACAUGGAACAUCACCUGCACCUACUCUCAGUUCCAGGCUUCUCGCGCACCAAAGUGCUGCGUGUCCUUGUCUGCCUUCUACAACACCACCAUUGUCAAUUGCCCUCGUUGCAGUUGUGGAUGCCAAGGACUAGGAGGAGCCAAAUGUAUCAAGUCUGGUGACGAGCCUCCUUCUACUGUGCUAAAACUUCCACAGGAUCCACAAGCAGCAGCAUUACCUCCUCUGGUAACAUGUUCGGAGCACAUGUGCCCCAUCAGAGUUCACUGGCAUGUCAAGCAGAGUUAUAAGGAGUAUUGGAGAGUCAAGAUCACAAUCACCAAUCUCAAUUUUCUCAAAAACUAUUCUGACUGGAACUUAGUCGUUCAGCACCCAAACUUAAAAAGCGUCAGGCAGCUUUUCAGCUUCAAUUAUCGGCCCCUGACCUAUGGAAACAUCAAUGAUACGGGCAUGUUUUGGGGCAUUAAAUUCUAUAACGAUAUGCUAUUAACCUCGGGAAACCAAGGGAACGCACAAACAGAAAUGUUGCUGCACAAGGAUGAAGGAAUUUUCACAUUCAGAGAAGGAUGGACUUUCCCAAGAAGAAUUUCCUUCAAUGGGGAUGAAUGUGUAAUGCCCCCUCCAGAUGACUACCCCACACUUCCCAGUGGAGCUUAUACUAUUGGAGCAAACCUCAACCCUUCCCUACUAUUAGUCUCCUUCUUGUUCCUAGCAGUAGCAGCACCGGCUCUUUUCUGAUCUUUUCUGAUUCAUGGCCGGACUAGUUUAAAUGGCGGUCUACUUCUGUUACGAAUUAAUGGAAAAUUCCAUUUAGUUUAGAGAAUAUAUAUAUAUAUCAAGGGACACCAUAUUUUUCACAAAUUUUGA
Rosa chinensis is the source of this 1716-nucleotide messenger RNA. Its product is annotated as COBRA-like protein 6. Lineage: Eukaryota; Viridiplantae; Streptophyta; Magnoliopsida; Rosales; Rosaceae. The transcript has 5 exons. Bases 208 to 1587 code for a protein of 459 amino acids. Gene Ontology annotation, biological process: plant-type cell wall cellulose biosynthetic process; cellulose microfibril organization. Gene Ontology annotation, cellular component: plasma membrane. The record is from RefSeq and is a predicted model, not a curated record.